This is a messenger RNA of Hibiscus syriacus, 1211 nucleotides long. RefSeq names its product peroxidase 31-like. Gene Ontology annotation, biological process: response to oxidative stress; hydrogen peroxide catabolic process. The record is from RefSeq and is a predicted model, not a curated record. Gene Ontology annotation, molecular function: heme binding; peroxidase activity. The coding region runs from base 79 to 1059 and encodes 326 amino acids. The transcript has a single exon. Lineage: Eukaryota; Viridiplantae; Streptophyta; Magnoliopsida; Malvales; Malvaceae.
AAAAGCUUAAAAGUGGCCAUUCCCAUCUAUCUCCUCCUCCACCAUUCUUUCUCAAAACUUCAGCCUAAUUCAGCUAAAAUGCCACAGUCAUCUUUGCCACCAACGCCGCCAUCUGCGAUGGUCAUUGUUAUCUUCUUUCUCUCUUCCGCCGCUUUGCUUUGUGAAUCGAGGUUAAGCUUAGAUUACUAUUCCAAAACCUGCCCCAGUUUCAACAAAAUCAUGCAGGAAACCAUAACCAACAAGCAAAUCACCAGCCCCACAACGGCCGCCGGAACGCUCCGCCUUUUUUUCCACGAUUGUCUCCCCAACGGAUGCGACGGUUCAAUUCUCAUUUCCUCCACCGCAUUCAACAAAGCCGAACGCGACGCCGACAUCAACCUCUCCCUCCCCGGAGAUCCCUUCGACCUCAUCGUCCGAGCCAAAACAGCCCUCGAGCUCGCCUGUCCGAACACCGUAUCCUGCUCCGACAUCGUCGCCGUCGCCACCCGUGACCUCGUGACGAUGCUCGGCGGAUCCUAUUAUAACGUCUACCUGGGUCGUAAAGAUUCACGGUCAUCAUCGGCAUCUUCGAUAGAAGGGAAGUUGCCGAAACCCAGCAUGGGUAUGCCACAACUCAUCAACCUCUUUGCUUCGAGUGGGUUCACUGUUCAAGAAAUGGUGGCCUUAAGCGGCGCACACACGAUCGGCUUCUCUCAUUGCAAAGAGUUCAGCUCGAAUAUCGGCAAUGAUACCCACUACAAUCCCAGAUUCGCUCAAGCAUUGAAACAAGCUUGUGCAGGUUAUCCAAAUAACCCAACACUCUCCGUUUUCAAUGAUAUUAUGACCCCCAACAAGUUCGAUAACUCGUAUUAUCAGAAUUUGCCAAAGGGUUUGGGGCUUUUGGAAUCAGAUCAUGGAUUGUACAGUGAUCCAAGAACAAGGCCGUUCGUGGAAUUGUAUGCAAAGGAUCAAAACAAGUUCUUUCAAGAUUUUGCAAAAGCCAUGCAGAAGCUAAGUGCUCAUGGGAUCAAGACUGGGAGGAGAGGAGAGAUUAGGCGCAGGUGUGAUGCUGUUAACUAACCAUUUUUAGCUUGUUAAUUAUAAUCUGAGGUUGCUAAGUUAAAGUUUGGGUUGAUUUGAAAUCAUUUGAUAAAUAUUUAUACUUGUAUUGGUUUGUAUCAAUUGUUAUAUCGCCAGGCUUAAAUUUGUAUACAUAAUUACUUCAUUCUGUU